AUGAAAGAAGAAUCUUAUGGUGUCCCUGGAAAAACAGGAACAUUGUUCUCAGUGAAGCUGGAAAAUAGUGAACAAUCGUUGAGAAAUUUGGAAAGCAGUGACUGGGACGUCCUCAUUGCACACUUUCUGGGAGUUGACCACUGUGGCCACAGAUAUGGACCUGAUCAUCCUGCAAUGGCGGACAAGCUCAACCAGAUGAAUGAGAUGCUGAGGUCAGUGAUUGACCGGGUGCAAAAUGAUACACUGUUGGUGGUUCUGGGGGAUCAUGGGAUGACGAGCACUGGCGAUCAUGGAGGUGAAAGUGAGGCGGAAGUCAAUGCAGCAUUAUUUAUUUACAGCCCACUGCCACUGUUCAUGUCGGCGUUACCAAGGGACCCAGAAGUUGUCUCUCAGAUCGACAUGGUACCAACUCUGGCUCUUUUGCUUGGUGUUCCCAUUCCAUACAGUAAUAUUGGCAUGGUGAUGGCAGACAUGUUUACUGCUGGAGCAAUACCACAUGGCAUAAAUCAUCAUAAACUGGCUAAAGCACUUCAAAUUAAUGCAAUACAGGUGAACAGGUUUUUGGAAUCCUAUUCUCACGUUGCCAAAGAUCUCCCAGUGGAAAAGCUGGAACAGCUAAAGGCAUUAUUUUCCAAGGCGAUGGCUGAAUAUAAUAACCUGAUAACAGGGCUGGGACCUUCUGAAAACACUACCCUCGAACAAGAUCUUUUAAGGUUUCAGAAGCUGUCAUCUGUCCUGCAGUGGUACUUAAAGGCGACCAGGGAAAUGUGCCAAGAAUCAUGGGCACGAUUUAAUGUCUCACACAUGCUGUUUGGUGUUGCACUUCUAGCCGCUGCGUGCCUGCAAUGUUUCCUCAUAUCUGAAAUCGCUUCAAUAUUCAAAACCUUAUACAAAGAGCUGCUUUUGUAUCCAGUAAUCUGGGGCCUGGCCUCAGGAUUGAUGUUUUGUCUCUGGGGGCUGCUAUCUGGCACAGUGGUGAACCCUCUGAUAAUAUGUUGCUGGAUCGCUGCCGGGUCACACCUGGGCUUCCAUUGGCACCUCUGGAGAUCUAACAAUCACAUUUCAAAUAAACUGACCCAAAUUUCCAAUUCUCCGACUCAACAGAAAUGGAAAAGUUGGUCAAAACUCUCAGGAGCCUUAGGAAUUCUGCUCCUGAGGUGCACAGCUAUGUUCUCCAAUAGCUUUGUAGUAACUGAGGGACAAGUUGUGUCAUUCCUUUUGAAAUCUAUUGUGACUUUUACAGUAGUGAAGCUUAAAUGGGAGGGUAAAUUUACAAAUCCUAGCCUGAACACACCAUUUGUGCCAGAGACUCAGAAAAACCCUGCGUCAGUUUCCUGUAGGCGAGAAUGUUUUUACUUACUUGGGUUCCUGGUUGCCUUCUUUCUCUGUGUUAUCUUCUCCAAGAGCUUUUAUAACUGUCGUGAAGAGCUAAUGAACUGUGAGCCCUCCCCUUUCCUCAAACCUUUGUCCAGUUUAAAGUACAGUCAAGAAAGGAAUUUCCAUUAUAUCCUAUCUAUAUCGUCACUUGCAAUCCUGGUCUACCUCAUACGAAAAUGGUUCCUUCAUUAUGGAAACCUCAACAGCUCCCAUCUACUCGUGUUGUUUGUCCGUUUGGGCUUCCCACUUAUUGUACUUUGCUUGUGCGGCUUUUGGGCUGUGAAUGCUGCUCCAGAAGAAACUUCCGUUAAGCUCCAAGAUCUGAUAAAGGAGAUUGUAGUGGUGGUUCCAGGUAUUGUUUGUGGACUGGUUGUGACGGGCUUCCUAAUAGUCCUGUGGAACCCGAUCACUGUGUUUGUGAAGGACAGCAGGCAGUCUGAUGAAACUCUCAUUACUUCAUACAAAGGUUCUUCUAGAGUGGAAGAUGACUCCCUGCAUGUAAUCCCACAGAUAUACCGUAAAAUGCAGCAAUCGAUGAACGUUCAUUUUAGUGGCAACUACGAUGAGAAGCCAACAGUGACCGCUUACGGCUUAGGGACAGUGUACUCUGCUGCCCUCCUCACAGUGCUCACUCUGUUGACGCUGUUGCUGAUAAUGCUGCACAAUGAGAGAAUGGCACUUGCAUUCCUACUGCUGUUCUUGGAGGGAUUUUCUUUCCUUGAAAUACAUGGGACAGCGAGGAACCUUUCAGUGGCGGCCAGUAACUUGGGAUAUUUUACUGUUCCUUGGUAUGCAGUUACAGCCUGGGCUUUUUCAGCUACACAGUUCUUUUACGCAACCGGCCACCAACCAACGUUCCCAGCGAUCCACUGGAAUGCUGCUUUUGUUGGAUUCAGUGAAGGACACACCUCCAACAUAUUGCCAGCACUCAUGGUGGGAAUGAACACAUUUGCUUCUCAUAUUUUGUUUGCAGUUGGAUGUCCCUUGCUGCUGCUGUGGCCAUUUAUUCGUGAAGUGCAGAGUUCAAAAAACAAGAAACUUGGACAGGAAUCGGUAGAGGAGGACCAGAUGAUGGAGAUGCGGCUGCGAGAAAAUCCCCACAAGUUUUCUGUUGCUUUACUGCAACUGGGAAUGAGAUACUUGUUUGUCUACGGUGUGCAGCUUCUUGCAUCUGUGUGUGCUGCUGCUAUGCUGAGGAGGCACUUAAUGGUGUGGAAAAUCUUUGCACCAAAGUUUCUUUUUGAUGCUUUGAGCUUUGUUGUGAUGAGUGUGUUUCUUCUUAUCACAUUUUCCUUCAUGAUGCGUGUGGAUGUUGUCGUCAGCAACUGGUUUAAGGAGCUCAUUUUAAAGCAGUCAAGGUAGUGUUAACAUUGCUAUCAAACAGCAACGUAGCAAAGACUGCUGGAGAUGGUUACAGUGUGAGAAUUGCCAACUGAAGUAAAUACUGUAAAAUACAGACCAUACCCUGUGGAAUUCUACCUCCGCUGGACAUCAGGAGUUGCUGUAAAGGAAGCACAGUUCACUAUAUUGCCUUGUAUGCCCAGUGAAACAAUACUAAGUUCCAUUAAACACACUCGUGAAGAAGAGGUUUAAACCACUGUGAAGGAAUAUUCCAACUUUUUGACCGUUUCCCGUUUACAAAAAUUACACAAGUUUUUUGUACUUAUGAAGUGAAAGUGAGUAUUUGGGGAGCUUGCUUUUAACUUCUGAAUUACCAUAAAUGGUUUCAGCGCAUCGCAUGUUGGGCUUUCCACUGUGUUGGUCUGCUGCUUUUAUAUAUCAAAAUCCUUUAUAUGAAUAUUCAAGAGGAGAAAUUUAAAACAAUUUUAUCGCUUUAAUUUGUAUAUUUUGUAUUUCCUGUAAAUUAAUUUAAAACUGUUUCCAUUACAUGGAAUGCAAAGAGUUUAAAGUCUGUAGUUUUUUCUCGAGUACCACCUUCCUAUUACAACAUAUCAAACUGAUUUAAUUAGAAAUUCAUGCCAUUUUUUACGCAGAAAUUUUAAUAUGCAAGUACACUGACAGCUUUUAGCGUGACUGUUACAAAUGACUGGGACUGUAGAUGAUAAAUAUAUAUUGGAGGAAUUCUAUCUGGCAAUCAAAACUGUUAUAACAGGAAGGCACAGCUAAACCAAGUGUACAUACCUGCGUGCAGAAGGAUAAAUAAAGAAUCUGCAAUGAAGUUACUAUAGCUUGGAUUUCAUUUCCUAUCCUCUUGAAAGGUAGUCUUGCUUGAUUCUUUGAUUAGCAAACGGUUUAUGAACACAAUGAUAAGCCAAUAAUUGAUUAGAAAGGAUUAAUUGGGGAUAGUUGCAUUGAUUUAAGGAUUUAGUGUUGGUGUAUCAAACAGUAUAAAAUGUUUUCCCUGUAACCCAAUGAGUACCUGAACAAUGUGUAGAUAAUGAUAUGUAAAGCUGUUUUAUUAGUUCAGUGAUGUACAAAUACUUUUAUCUAUUUCUUUGCAAAUUUCAACUUCAAUCUCUUGCUUUAGAAUUCUGUUAUAUGAGAUUGCUUAUUUUUAUAAUUUUUUUAAAAUCCAAAAAUAAAUGUUCA
This is a messenger RNA of Callorhinchus milii (elephant shark), 3927 nucleotides long. It is a transcript of the gene pigo, whose product is annotated as phosphatidylinositol glycan anchor biosynthesis, class O. Gene Ontology annotation, biological process: GPI anchor biosynthetic process. The record is from RefSeq and is a predicted model, not a curated record. The transcript has 9 exons. Lineage: Eukaryota; Metazoa; Chordata; Chondrichthyes; Chimaeriformes; Callorhinchidae. Bases 1 to 2739 code for a protein of 912 amino acids. Gene Ontology annotation, molecular function: mannose-ethanolamine phosphotransferase activity. Gene Ontology annotation, cellular component: endoplasmic reticulum membrane.